This is a messenger RNA of Patella vulgata (common limpet), 1708 nucleotides long. RefSeq lists its product as uncharacterized. The coding region runs from base 167 to 466 and encodes 99 amino acids. Lineage: Eukaryota; Metazoa; Mollusca; Gastropoda; Patellidae. The transcript is spliced from 3 exons. The record is from RefSeq and is a predicted model, not a curated record.
CGCUGAAAUCAACACAUUCUCUUCUGCACGUGUUGGGAUUGUCUGAAUCGUCUGUCAGGCCAAGGCUAUCGUCUUCUUAGAAAGUAUCCGAGAUCCUUCUAUCUCAAAUAAAUUGAGGAUUAUAUUUUUUUGGAGCGGAAACGAUUCACACCUUUAACCCGCAAAGAUGAUGGACCCACUGAUGGACAGCUUGUUGGAGAAUCAAUGGAAGUUGGUGACUACAGCUACUCGAGGAGAUGGUUAUUCGGAAUACCAGGUUAUGCGACAACACAAAGCUGAGGGAAAGAAUGGCUGGAGAUAUCUUAUACAACAAGAAGAUGCUGAUCCCAAGGGUGUUUUUCUGAUGGGUUGCAAAGAAGGGAGGGAUCCUCUUAAAGAUAUUGGAACAUGUGAACUGAAACUCAAUGAAGAUGGUACACAGGUGUUAGGAGUAGACCUGGAUGGCGACGUCGCUAUUAAACUAUGAGUUGUCCUUUUUUCAUAUAUCAUCAAGAUCUGACAUUGUUGGCUACGAAAGAAAGGACACGAUCUCUUCUCUCUCUCUCUCUCUCAAGACUUGUUUGUUUUCAAAAAGAAGUGUUAUUCCGCUUGUUGAUUUAGAAUAACAUUUUUUAUUUGUCCAUUUUUAUCAUCGUGUUGUGGAUAUUUCAUUUUUAAUUCAUAUUUAUUAUUGAUAUCACCUCUCCCUCCCCAACCCCAAACCCUUAGAUCGCUUAAGAUUUGUGUACCCUUUUUACAAUAUCCGAAGCUGUUCCUCGUACUCGUAGGCUAAUAUUAUAGACUGCUUAAUUUAUCUUGCCGAGUGAAUGGUAUCCCUUUAAGUUUGUAUAUCUUUAUAUAUAAAAGUAAUUAUCGCAUGAUAGUAAAAUUUGCCACGAUUUAGAAAUUACUUUUUAAUUUGUAUAUAUAGAGAAUCUCCUACCAGUCUUUUUUGAUAUCAAAAAAUAUCAACACAAGUUGAUAAAGUAACAAAAAACGGGGCUCUGCCGAGGUUUUCUUUUUACUUUAUUAACGAGUGUUGAUAUUUUUUGAUAUCAAAAAAGACGAGGAGAUUUUAUUUAUCACCCAAUCCCUUCUUACAUGCACAAAUAGAUAAAUAUAAUUCUUUGCUGUAGAUUUCACUUUUACUGAACAUUACGGCGUAGUGAUACAUCAUUUUUUGACAGCAAUUCAACCAUUGCAAAGUCCUUUAUAUUGGCCCAGUGUUUCCAUCAGGUCAAUUGAAUAACAAUAGUUCAUUUUUUUAAAAAAAAAAUUACUUUUAAUAAGAAAUGAACUGUUCUUUGAAAAUAAAAAAAGUAGUUUCUUUUCAAUUGACCAAUUAAAUUCAUGUAAAGCGAUAUAUCCUAAGGAGAUAUCGCAGUAGAUUAUGAAAUAUAUCACACAAGCGAUAUCUACUGUAGAAUGUAUUAUUGGGUGAUUAACAUGUAUACACAAUAACUAAACCGGCCGAAUCGAGAUUCGGAUUAUUACAGUUUAUCGGAAAUCGGAAAGCUGAAUUGUGAAACAUAACUGGAUUGAUAUACUGGAAUGUUAAUUCCCGCCCCCUGUCCCGUACUUACUAUUCAUGCCCCUUUUCUAUACUCUUUAUACCUUUUUAUCACAAUUAUACUCAAUAUAUGUAGAGACCUAGAUUUAACACGAGAUGUAGGUUUCCUACCAUUCACACCCAAUAGAUGUGUGUUAUAAUAAAUCUUUUAAAAUAAAA